UAUAUAGCGUCCUGGGCCUUCUAGCCACCGACAUACACAAACACACCAACGGCCCCAGGUGACACCCCCCGCAGACAGCUUACAGGAUGGAGGGCCAGUCAGUGUUCACGCUGCUGUUGUUGGCGACCGCUUUGGGUGGAGCUGUGGCCACGCUGUACCAAGACUGCGGCACCACGGCGGAGGUUCACGACUUCACCAUCACGGACUGUGACGUGCCACCGUGCGUGGUGCCACGACCCAGCAUCUACAACGUCAACAUUACCUUCACCCCCGCAAGUGACGCGAUCGAGCUGAACACGAUCAUCGAAGCGACCAUUCUCGGGGAUACCUUCCCUUGGCCAGGCCCUGACGGCUGCCCGCUGCUCGAGAACGACAGCUGUCCCCUACAGGCCGGCCGGCAGUACAAAUACAGCGCCUUCAUGCCCGUGCUGGAAGAGUACCCCGCCAUAUCUGUGGUGGUGUCGUGGAAGCUGCAGGACGAGAAUGAUGUGAUCCACUUCUGCGCACUCUUCCCCAUCGUCCUCGUGUGAGCAACGUCUUGCGUCCGGGACAGUUCACCCGGGAGGCUCCCGUUCCCUUUUAUAAUUCUCCUCCUUCCUUCUUUCAUUUGGCAGAGGUCAGAAUAAUGGAUAGCGGGUAUAUCGUAAUAUUAUGUAAGAUCUGACUAUUUGGAUUGCACGACGAAACAUGAGUGUAUUGAAGGUUUAAGUAUAGCAGAAACCUUUACCUCGUCUUUUAGUUACUUGGUACGUGGUGAAACUUUACGUAGUGCAAGAACUCAUGUGACUAAACUUUGUUAAGAUAUGAAAACCAUUUAAAUCGUCAGCAAAUAUUUGUUUUCAUUAAAAUGUUUACAGUG
This is a messenger RNA of Eriocheir sinensis (Chinese mitten crab), 859 nucleotides long. Its product is annotated as NPC intracellular cholesterol transporter 2-like. Gene Ontology annotation, molecular function: sterol binding. The record is from RefSeq and is a predicted model, not a curated record. The transcript is spliced from 4 exons. Lineage: Eukaryota; Metazoa; Arthropoda; Malacostraca; Decapoda; Varunidae. Gene Ontology annotation, biological process: sterol transport. The coding region runs from base 87 to 530 and encodes 147 amino acids.